Molecule: messenger RNA, 1325 nt
Organism: Histoplasma capsulatum G186AR
Lineage: Eukaryota; Fungi; Ascomycota; Eurotiomycetes; Onygenales; Ajellomycetaceae
Exons: 3
Coding region: 101-1111 (336 amino acids)
Biological process (GO): DNA repair
Cellular component (GO): nucleus
Source: RefSeq, a predicted model, not a curated record
UUCGAAUCUAUCGACCUGCUACCACCUUAUCCUAAUAAUAACGAAGCUAACCGAGUAACCCCCAAAAUCCAGCAGGAAGAUUACAGUUUGCAUUGAAAGAAUGCCCGUCGUGCGCAACCGCCGUCGCGCUCCCGACGACGAAGAUGAGUCGAAUGUGAAUUCUGAGGCCUCGUUUGAUCCCCAGCAUGGUCCCUCCCAACGACCCACACAGCAACAAAAACGACAGCGGCGCCAGGCCUCUGACUCCGAUUCAGAUGCUUCUACAGAUGGCCGGUCGACGCCGGAGAUCUCCACCCAGCUUCACAGAGCCAUUGAGGUAAUGGUCAAGAAGCUUGUACGACUCGCACUGGCGAGCGAGUAUUCGCGGCAGGUCAUCCGGCGAACCGAUAUCAGAGACAAAGUGCUGGGGGAGCAAGGGUCGAGGCAGUUUAGGCAAGUUUUCGACGGAGCGCAGAGGGAGUUGAUGGAGAAAUUCGGCAUGCAGAUGGUGGAGCAGCCGUUGAGGGAGAAGGUGACGAUUAGUCAAAGGAGAGCCGCCCAACGCACCGAGCGACCUGCCACAACCACCAAAACCUGGACUCUCACAACCAUCCUCCCCGCCGCUUACCGGACCCCAGCCAUCCUCCCGCCAACAAGAGCGCCCUCCUCCGUAACCGAAAGCACCUACACCGCCAUCUACACCUUCAUAAUAUCCGCCAUCCUUCUCUCCGGCGGCUCCAUACGCGAACAGAAGCUAGACCGCCUCCUCCGUCGCGUCAACGCCGAUAACUUCACACCCAUCGACCGCACGGAUAGGCUGCUGGCGCGCCUAUGUAAGGAAGGUUAUAUCGUGCGUAACCGGGAGAUGGAUGGUGGGGAGGAGGUUGUGGAGUAUCUUGUUGGGCCUAGGGGAAAGGUUGAGGUAGGUGUCGCGGGCGUGUCUGGGCUGGUACGGGAGGUGUAUGGAUUUAGUGAAGGGACCCUUGAUGGGGUUGACAGCAUGGAUGCGGCGGGUAAGAGACAGGAGGAGGUGGAGGCGUUUGAGAAGAGGUUGAAGAGAAGUUUGGGGAUUCGGGAACCGUUGCAUUUCGGGAAGGAGGAUGGUGAUGGUGAUGGGGACAGUGAUGCUUGAUGACGAGUCUGUCAUUCCUUGUUAUAUCCUCCUCCCGAAUAUGUUGGUUGAAUAAAAUUAAACUUAUUGCAUGUAUUUCUUCCCAACUUCUUUUAUUUCCCCCUUUUGUUGCUAAAGGAGUUUACGAUUUCAAUGUUGUCUUUUUUUCUUUCUUCUUUUUGCAAUUUCUGGAGCGUAUGAUGUCAGUUUUCAAAUAAUAAAUGGUUUAAAAUCU